AGACAGCGUCUAUAUGGCCAUGAUAUCACCGAUCCUACCGAUUUACCGACACUGCUAACAAUCCAAUCUCCUCCAUUCCUGCCAUUCGCGACCGAUACAGUACUUUCACGAUGAGCUACCCCCCUCCUAACCAACACCAUGGCCACCCCACGGGAGCUCCGCCGAACAUGGCCGCCAACUUUAAUGCCAUGCUACAGCGCUCGAUUCAGGAGCCAGCUCCUCAGGAUAUUAUUUCUGAAGUUCCUGGCAGCCAGCCGGCAAGCAUUGGCUACGGAGGUGUUUAUAGCUCUACCCCACCAACACAGUUCGCUGCUCCGACUCUAGGAAGAGGAAGAACUCCCCAGCCACAGCAAAUACUACCAACAGAACUACCACCCCAGGCUUUCCUCACGUCAGCGAUGCUACUAGAUAUGGUCGAUAAAAAGGUUGACGUACUUCUCCGUGACGAGAAGGAAUAUAUUGGCAUAUUGCGCUCAUACGAUCAAUUUGCAAACCUUGUUCUUACCGAAUGUUCCGAACGUAUAUCUGCACGAAAUCCCGAAGCUUCAAGCGAAGACUUGAGCAUUGCGAAAUGGCUAGUAUGCGAUGUGAAGCUGCCAGGAGUCAUGACGAUAAGAGGCGAGAACGUUACGAUAUGUGCUACAGUCGAUCUUGACCGCGAGGAUACCCCGAGGAAUGUCAAAUUCGCGCCUGAGAACGAGAUCCGAUCGCUUGCUGCAGAACAAAAAUCACAAAGAAAAACAAGAGAUGAUCGUAGAUUCAAAGCUUUGAAGGCCGCCGGCAUUGAGCCAGGUUUCGGCAUGCAAGCAUAGACAGUCGAUAAUACUUUGUUUAUUAUCAGAGUUUGAGUGACUACAUGGGCGCUCAAGGCGGGAUCUGGUCUAUCAAAUAGAGGCGCUCCGGCUCAUUGUUCUUCCAGGAGAUACCAGGACGGGCAAGUCCAUCAAUGUUAUGUGGGGAGGAAUAUGGUAUGCAGUGAUGCCAUUGAACGCACAUUACUGUGGUCUAAGCAACGAGGCGCUUGCAAUUGUGGGGCGUCUAAUUUCGAAUCGAGAUGGAGAUCAGGACGAUUCGCAUGGGAAUGUCACGGAAAUGCAGUGCAGAUAAAAGGGAUUUUCAAGAUUUGGACGGCUGGCCUCGUACACCUCCAAUUGGAUUUCUCCGCACGCAAUUAUCGAAAAGAAGGAAACAUAUCUAUUAUAUCGUAUACCUCAAAUGUGG
Aaosphaeria arxii CBS 175.79 is the source of this 1221-nucleotide messenger RNA. RefSeq lists its product as uncharacterized. Bases 111 to 812 code for a protein of 233 amino acids. The transcript is spliced from 4 exons. Gene Ontology annotation, biological process: deadenylation-dependent decapping of nuclear-transcribed mRNA. Gene Ontology annotation, cellular component: Lsm1-7-Pat1 complex; P-body. NCBI's taxonomy places the organism in Eukaryota, Fungi, Ascomycota, Dothideomycetes, Pleosporales. Gene Ontology annotation, molecular function: RNA cap binding. The record is from RefSeq and is a predicted model, not a curated record.